Molecule: messenger RNA, 1113 nt
Organism: Trichoplax adhaerens
Lineage: Eukaryota; Metazoa; Placozoa; Uniplacotomia; Trichoplacea; Trichoplacidae
Exons: 14
Coding region: 1-1113 (370 amino acids)
Source: RefSeq, a predicted model, not a curated record
AUGUCGAUUACCAAGAGUGCUAUUGCAUAUGCGUCGACGACCUUGGCUGCGUCCAUGAUGAACUCUAUCUUUCAGUUCUAUUACAUCAAAUUAUUUCUCAAUGGCUACAGAAUUAAUAAUACCUGGUUUUAUCGCGCUCAGCUCAUUUACUUGGUGUGGAAUGCAAUUAAUGAUCCAUUAUUUGGCUAUUUACAAGAUAGUUCCAAAGUUGCCUUCUCACGCCGCCGCAGGACUGCAAUUUUAUAUGGAGCUCCCAUAUUUGCGUUAAGCUUUUUAAUUCCUUGGAUACCUUGGACGGCCUUUGGUGACAGCGAUUGGGUAGUUGGAAUGCAUUUGAUUACCUCUCUCUGUUUUUACGAUGGCAUGUUUACGUAUGUUCUCUUAGCACAAUGUGCUUUGUUUGCUGAAAUCGCUACCAAGGAAUCUGACAGACAAACAGUCCUUAAAUACAGAUAUUUCCAAAUCUGUUGUGUUGUUAUUGCGAGUAUCAGCUACUUUGCAAUGACAUACACAGCAAGAUAUGCGAUUAAUAUUUCUGAUGCAGAAAGCUCUAACUCCGUCCUGAUUGAUAGCGGCGAAGAUGACAAUCCGUUAUCAGAUAUUACAUUGUACACCUUGUUUAAGCAAAUUACAACCAACAAGCAGUUUGCCUUAUUCGUAUUGAUGAAUUUUUUACAGAUUUUUCAUAAUACUAUUGGCAGUAAUUUCUUUUCAAUUUUCGCGGACAACUUGAUUGGUUCGUCUUUACUUCCCCAAGCAAGGAGCAUUAUGGCUGGUUCUGCCUUCGUUUUACCUCAGUUCGCACUGGCACUAGCAAUGUUUUUAAGUGGUCCUAGUAAUAUGAUAUUUUUAAUAUUCUUUAUGGUAUUGGAUAGGAGUUUACCAGAAGCCACAUUUUCUUUAUUCAAUUUAUCCGUCUCGGAUAUCAUUGAUGAUGACAGGGCUAAAUAUAAGAGAAGGGCUCCAAUCUCCUCUAUGAUUUUUGGUACCAAUGCUCUCUUUACUAAGCCUGCCCAAUCAUUAGCUCCCAUGUUUGUAGUUAGUUUUCUAACCGGCUAUGGUUACCAGAGAUUCUUGGGAGUCCCUAGUAUAACCCGCACGAAGUACAAUUAG